CCGUUUUGGCGCCCGUUCUUUUUAUUGUUUUUAUUGUUACGUGGGGCUUGUUGCAUUUUCCGUUUGACAGCUUACUUUUGUUUAAGCAAUCAAAAAUCAUCAUAAAUCAUAUCAAAAUGUUUAGUGAAAAAAAAUUGGUCUAUUUUGAUUAUUUGUUGUGAGCGCUUUUUAUUCGGGCUUAUCAAUUUGGGAAGGUUUUAGCGGUGCCUUUUGAAAUCCUCCAGAAUGAGAAAGGCAUCGCUGAAGUUUCCGGUGCGAAUAAAUAAAUCUCCGUUCGUCAUAGCAUUACUAAAGUUGAUUUUGAGUGAAAAGUCGUGAAAAGCCUCCUGGGCUGAUUUAUAAUUUAUAUUUUUUUUUUUACAACGAAAGCCACGAGUCGAGAUCCAAUAAGUUUCAACAUUACUCAUUAUUUACCCCUUAUAACCGGUGUUUUCUGUGAUUCACAACCUUCGAAAAGAAUAAAGAAGAGUAUUCGGUGUGCUGUAGUGUCCAGCUGUAGAACCAGUUCCAGUUAACCAGGAGAAUCAUGUCCAGAAAUAGAGCUGCCAUGGUCAGCGCCUUCCGCCUCUUCCUGCGUCCCUCGGCCACCCAUCGAAGUCUCGCCCUUCGCUUGGCCCCCGUCACGACCUUUGCCCUGCAUUUACGGCCAGGUCAUGAGCUCCAGCAGCACAGAAGCUUUGCAUCCACGGCGGAGGACGACGAGACGAGCGGCGGCAAAAAGUCGGACAAGCAUAAAACACCGACGACGGGAGGCCACAGUUCAAGUGAGCGUGUGAAUGAGAAAGCUGAAGUUAAUCGAAGAGCAAAAGAAAAGGAAUCAAGCUCCAAUCGAUAUAGGGUUAGAGAGUCUUUACCGCCUGUCGAAGUUGCUAAUCCUUAUAGAGAUCAAGAGUCAAAAGAGCUGGCCAAAAGAGAUGUAAGCAAAAAGAAACGGGCUCCAAAUUCAGAAGACUCUUCCAAUUUAAUAUCAAGAAUUAAAGAACUUAAAGGGUUAAGGAAGUUAUAUCAAGCCAGAAGUGAAAAGCGCAAAGAGCAAGAUUCCGAUUCCGAAAAUGUAGAAAAAAUAAAGCACCGACGAAAAUUACAAACAAAGUUAUCAUUAAGUGAUCAUGAUAAGGAAAUAGCAUACUCCAAACGAGAAUUAUGUAAACAGAAUCCAUUCAAGAAAAUAAUAAUGAACAGAAAAAGAAAGAGAAAAUUGUCACCAAAUAGGAAGAAAACCAAAAAGAAAAUUGGCAACGACGACAUCUAUGUGGAAUAUGUGAACGGUAUGCCACAUAUGACUAUUCGACUUCCCAGUCGCAAUGAACUCUGCCAGUUCGCCCUGAAACCGAUCUCGCACAACGUGGGCGAUCUGUUAGCCAUGCUCAAAGCUGAGGAUCGAGGCAUCGAUCGAGCUGCCGUGAUCAACAGGCAUGGUGUGCGAAUCGCUUCGUCCUGCACCAUCGACAGCUUGUUAGAUGACUCCUUUAGCAUACAAAUCAACAACCGCACAUUGGAGGUGAAUCCACCAACACGUGAAAGGGUCACGGUGGAAUCAGUCGACAAAGUGGGUGAUGUGCGCAAAGUUAUUGCUCAGCUCUAUGAGGCAUUCAACGUGGGUGAAUAUCAACUAGAGAAGAGCAAUCAACUAGCCAAAGAACUGGAGACCUUACGCUACGAACUAGAGCCACUAGAAGAGAAAAAACUGGAACUUAGCAAAAAGGCAGCUCGUCGCACCAAUUUCAUGACUUGGAUGGGUCUGGGCCUAAUGUCUGUGCAAUUUGGCAUCUUGGCGCGACUGACUUGGUGGGAAUACUCUUGGGAUAUCAUGGAGCCGGUUACCUAUUUUGUUACCUACGGCACAACAAUGGCAAUGUAUGCCUACUAUUGUGUUACCAAGAGGGAGUACAUGAUGGAGGAUGUGAAGAAUCGCGAGUACUCGCUGACCCUAUACAGGAAUGCCAAGAAGGUCCAAUUCGACGUGGAGCACUACAACAAUCUGAAGCGGAAGUCCGCUGAGUUGGAGUACAAUCUCAGAAGGAUCAACGAUCCACUCAAUAUGCAAUUACCAUCGCAUUUGGUACGCACCCAAGAAAAUAUGCCACCAACCAAAAUCGAGGAGAAGACGGAGAAAUAAACCUAAGGACUUUGUAACAAUCAGUGCCGACGCAGGGGAAAAUGGAAACUCAAACUAAUUUAAACUACUUAAAAGUAGAUAACAAAUAAAAGUCCCCCCUUUUAGCUAAAAAAGUUUAGGUGAUCGAAAUGUUUUAGAGGAUUUUGAGAGGAUUUUGUGUACGCAUCACAUGUUGUGUAAAUUCAACUUUAGUUUUUCUCUUUAUGUUAACUAAAAUGUUUUAGUUAUUUAUGUUACAUUUAAUUAGUCUAAGCCAAAGUUUGACGACUCGUAAAAACGCACAAGGUUAUUCUGACGCCUGCAGUUUUAAAGCUCCUAAUAUUAUUUUACUUUUUAUUUUUAGUUAUUUAUUGCAAGUGAGAGAUUUGUUUUACGCCUAAGGCAAUUAUUGUGUGUGCAAGUUUUAGCAAAAUAUAUGAAUUAUUUAUUGACUAUUAUUCCCUUUUGAGUUUUAUCAGUUAUUUUAGCGAUUUUCAGGAAAAAAAAAAUACCCAAAAUAAUGCUUGCUUACCUUCAAUAUUUAACAAUAGAGCAUAAUGCAUACUUUUAGGCCAAAAAGUGUGUGGACUGCUAUAAAUUUUGGUUCAAAGAACUGCUUCGUUGCUUUUAGACGGCUGCACCUAUAGAAAAAUAAACAGAAAAGCUGAAUAGGAAUUGUAAAAAUUAAAUUAAAUUACCAUGACCCAAGACAGCGAAAAAUCGCCACCACCUAAAUAAACAAUUCAUUUACUUACCAUCACAUAUACAUCACAUUACAACGACAUUUAUGAAUAGCACACGGAUGUUCAGCUUCCUGAAUGCCUGUGGUCCAAUUUUUCAGUGAAUCUGAAGUCAUCCAGUGAAAUCUACUAACUCUUCGUAAGCUUUAAUAUACCAUAUUCUAUGAAAUCAACUAGAACGGAUCAAUUUGUAAAUAAAAACGCACCAACUAUUCCAUUAAGAUUUUAGCAACGGAAAGUAAACCAUUUCAUAGAGACGUCGUAGUUAGUAAAGUUAAUGAAAUGCUAAGCGUAAUUUAGUAGGUAUGUUAGAUAUGUAAAUAUAUAAACUGCUGUGUUUCAUGACAACGUAAACGAUUUGUAAGAACCACUGACAUUUAUUUGCCCUGCGCGAAAUGAUACCAGAAAAAAGCUUAACUUUAGGUUAGAGUAAACUAGUUGGACCCCUAAAAUUUACCUUAUUACGCUUUCUUCCGAACUCUACGAACCUAUAUACUCUUAAACUUAGAAUCGUCAAAGGUUGUGUUGCCUGUGCUAUAAACCGAAUCCUAGAAUCCAAUCAGUGGACACCACUCUCUACCAACAAUUUACACACAUGCAUCGCUUUUCAAUGCGCUCACUAUAUACAAGUUUAACAACAUUAAAUACUAUAGUCGAUAUCACCGACUUUUAGAUAUCCGGUACUCAUUGCUCUGUUAAGAAAUAUUCUGCCAUGCAUCAAAAACGGUUAGAUAUAUGAAAAUAUUCUUGAAAAUCUCAGAUUUUCUCCAUUUUGUACGAGUACCGGGUACAUAAACGCACACAUGGUUCAUUAAAUAGCACACUUACUAACUAAUCGCCAUUUGGAAUGAUUAACUCUAGCCUAAGCAUUCACCUUUGCAUACUUAUAAUACUUCGAUGACAUUUGUGAUUCAAUUUUAAAUUAUAAAAUGGAAAUGAUUUAUUGUACAAAGAGAUCCUUAACAUUAAUCAAGCUAAAUCAAAUAACUUUGAAAGUAUUUUGCCUAACCCAAGUCCCAACUAAUGUUUGCGUUUAUCUAAUGAAUUAUAAAUAAAUUACCUCCUAGAAGUAUUCCCAAAAUCUUAAUCCUAAUCAGCGCCAAAGACUUAUGAUAUAUUUAACUAGUUAUUCUUAUACAUUUCUCUAAACUGACGUUAACGAUUUUUAAGCCCCUACAGUUUAUACGUAUAUUAUUAUAUUACCAACGAUGCGCCGGAGAGAUUAACUUAUUUCCAAAAUUUUGCUUAAUUGCUCUCGAAAGGUGCAAAUACUUAUAAUUCUCAAGUACCUUCUUUCAAAAA
Messenger RNA from Drosophila gunungcola (fruit fly), 4140 nucleotides. RefSeq names its product calcium uniporter protein, mitochondrial (gene MCU). NCBI's taxonomy places the organism in Eukaryota, Metazoa, Arthropoda, Insecta, Diptera, Drosophilidae. Gene Ontology annotation, molecular function: uniporter activity; calcium channel activity. The transcript is spliced from 9 exons. The coding region runs from base 527 to 2119 and encodes 530 amino acids. Gene Ontology annotation, biological process: calcium import into the mitochondrion; mitochondrial calcium ion homeostasis. The record is from RefSeq and is a predicted model, not a curated record. Gene Ontology annotation, cellular component: mitochondrial inner membrane; uniplex complex.